Molecule: messenger RNA, 798 nt
Organism: Paramecium sonneborni
Lineage: Eukaryota; Ciliophora; Oligohymenophorea; Peniculida; Parameciidae
Source: the annotation of a GenBank genome assembly
AUGUUAAUAAAAAUACUCUUAGCUUUGGCACACAUAGCUUUUUCAGUGAUUUUUGAUGUUUCAGAUUACAAGAUGCCACUUUAUGUCCUUUCAGCCAUUUUAACAAUGAUUGGGAUCUACAAUACAAACAAAGAUUUUGGAUUCUUAUUGUAUACAUUUAUCACUUUCAUAAACACAUUUAUCAAAGGAUUUAUUUUGGAAGUAAAUAUAAAGUUUAUUGUAGAUGUAUUUACAUAAUAGGCAUUCGUUAUUAGAUCCAAAAUCAUUGAAAUUGGCAUUCUAUGUGUUUAUAAUAACAAUAAUUUUGGGGAAUCCAUAUGUUAUAAGGAGAAUAUCAAGUUUUCUUGAUUCUCAUUACACAUUAAAAUUUGGAUUGAAUUUAUCAGAUAAGAUUGCAUAAUGUAUUACGUUAUCAAAAUGUUAUCAUCAUGUUUUAAGUCAAUAAGAACCAAGUAUGUUUGAAUUAGGAGUCAUCACUGUAGUGGGAUUCUCAAUAACAAAUAUAGUGAUAUAUUUUGGAUUGUUAGAAUCAAAAUCACAGAGUGAAUCCAUAAAGAUAAUGAGCGAAGCUUUUUCAAAUAAUUUUAAGACAUAUUUGUUUGCAUUUACAGCAGUUUAUUUAUGGCAUUUCUAGGUAAAAAAAGAAGGUGCUUAGAUUAAUGAAGAGAAUGCAAUAAGAAUAGUGGUUAGCGUUUCAUUUAUUAUAAUAUACAGUAAGUUUUAAAAUGAUUAUGAAUAGCCCUAAUGACAUUGUUACAUAGUAAGGAAAAGAUAAAGGAGAAAAAAGAAUGAUGAGAU